This is a messenger RNA of Acanthosepion pharaonis, 816 nucleotides long. The record is from the annotation of a GenBank genome assembly. NCBI's taxonomy places the organism in Eukaryota, Metazoa, Mollusca, Cephalopoda, Sepiida, Sepiidae.
AUGCUCGGCCCAACUCUUGCCCGGGCUAAUUCUCUUCUGUCUCUCUCUCUGUCUGCCUCUUCUGUCUGCUUCUUCCGUCUCUCUCUCCUGCCUCAACGCUCGCCUGUCUGCCUCUUCCAUCUCAGUGCUUGCCUGUCUGCCUCUUCCAUUUCAGUGCUUGCCUGUCUGCCUCUUCUAUCUAAACGCUCAUCUAAAACCUUUUUGUUCACAUCUAUUUCUCACAUUCUCUUAUUCAGUUUUCUUUUUCUUUUUUAUCCUUUCUUUCUCUUUACAACUGCAUUUAUUUUUCAUUUCUUUAUUUAUUAUCUCACCCAUUUUCUGAUUUCAAGAGAAUAUAUUCUCUCACACUGCUACUUUACUAUUUUGCACUAUGCUCAUUCUUUGUUACUCUUAAGCACUCGUUCUUUGCUACUCUUAAGCACUCGUUCUUUGCUACUCUUAAGCACUCGUUCUUUGCUACUCUUUAGCACUCGUUCUUUGCUACUCUUUAGCACUCGUUCUUUGCUACUCUUUAGCACUCCACUUGUUCUUUGCUACUCUUUUGAAUUUGUUCUUUGCUGCACUUUCAUAUUCUUUCUUUGCUACUCUUUCGCAUUCAUACUUUAUAACUCCACUUUUUCUUUACAACUCUUUCGUGCUUAUUCUUUACUACUCUUUAGCACUUGUACUUCUUUUAGCACUUUUUCUUUGCUACUCUUUAGCAAUGUUCUUUGCUACUCUUUCAUGCUCUUUCUUUGUUACUCUUUCAUGCUCUUUCUUUGUUACUCUUUCACUGUUCAUUCUUUACUACCCUAUCGCAUUCAUUUUUUACUAUAG